Messenger RNA from Oppiella nova, 2417 nucleotides. The record is from the annotation of a GenBank genome assembly. Lineage: Eukaryota; Metazoa; Arthropoda; Arachnida; Sarcoptiformes; Oppiidae.
CUUCCGAGUGUUAGCGAUGAGAAGCCUAUGGAGAGUGGCGAAGGCUUCUGUCAGAACAAUAUUGAGAGUAUGGGCUCCAACCUUCCGAGUGUUAGCGAUGAGAAGCCUAUGGAGAGUGGCGAAGGCUUCUGUCAGGUGUAUCGGGGGGUCACCUGUUCUCAGUUCAUACAGAACCGUACGAUUUACGUGCGAUCGAUGACCAGCCAGGGCUUCAUGGAGGAGAAGUUGGCCAAAGCCUUCACAGUGAUCGCCACAUCCCAUGACGUCUCCCUUCAGUGCCAUCGAUAUGCCAUCUCUUCCUUAUGUUUCUUCGCGUUCCCCUUAUGUGAGGACAAUGCGGCUGAACCCACGCCCAGACAGGUUUGUCGCGAUGAGUGCGAAGUACUCGAGAGUAACAUUUGUAGGAUUGAGUACACAAUUGCCAAAAAGCAUCCACUUAUCGGUCAGAAACAUAUUUUGCCGGCUUGUGAAGAGUUACCUCCCAUUGGAUCCAAGGAGAGCGAGAAUUGUGUCCGAUUAGGCAUUCCUAAUACAGUUCAAGUAUCGCACGAUCAUAAGUGUUAUACAGAGAUUGGGGAGACCUAUAGAGGGACGGCAUCGCGCACUGUGUCGGGUCUGGAAUGUGGUUAUUGGAGUCAUCAGAUAUUCCUGCGAACGGCUGAUUACCCCGAGCUGACGGGUGGCCAUAACUAUUGCCGAAACCCUGGUAACAUGGAGUCGAGACCCUGGUGUUUCGUACAGGACCCUGAAGUUCGCAAAGAAUAUUGCGAUAUUCCUGAGUGUUUCGAUCAAUACUUCAUGUGGUAUUACAUCGCACCGACUGCCGGAGCGCUGGCAUUAUUUUUGCUGCUGCUAUGCAUUUGCUGUAUUCGGCGCCGCAAUCGCAAUAAGCCGUCGUCGCCCAUAGUGUCACUCAAUGGCACCAAAACGGCCCGAACUCUGGCCAGUCCUGCCUUCAGCACAAACAGCUCUCGAAGAAGUCGUGGAAACACUAACUUAGAGAUGAAUGCAUUACUCCCUCACAGCAGACAACCCACAAAUCGUGUCACAGAAUACUCGAUGCAAUCGAUUCGCUUCGUCCAGGAGUUGGGCGAAGGAGCGUUUGGCAAAGUCUAUAGGGGAGAGCUGGUCAUGACUGCCGGUGCUAUCGUUCCCAUCGCUAUUAAGACACUCAAAGAGAACGCCACCACAAAAACACAGCAAGACUUCCGGCGCGAGGCAGAGCUCAUGUCAGACCUCCAGCACCCGAAUAUUGUCUGUUUGUUAGGAGUUUGCAUUCGAGAGGAACCGAUGUCUAUGUUGUUUGAAUACAUGUCCAAAGGAGACCUUCACGAGUACCUCAUCUGUCAUUCGCCCCGAUCUGAUGUCACCACACGGUCUGAUGAUAAUUCACAGCAUAUCCUCGAAAUUCAAGACUUCCUCCACAUCGCCACCCAAAUCGCUGCCGGAAUGGAAUACCUGGCCGGACAUCACUUUGUUCACAGAGAUUUGGCCGCCAGAAACUGUUUGGUUGGGGAACACCUCACUGUCAAGAUAUCAGACUUUGGACUCUCUAGAGAUAUCUACUCCAGUGAUUAUUAUAGAGUUCAAUCUAAGUCUCUGUUGCCGGUUAGAUGGAUGCCUCCCGAGAGCUGUCUUUAUGGGAAGUUCACCACUGAGAGCGACGUCUGGUCUUUCGGUGUAGUCUUGUGGGAGAUAUUCAGUUAUGGUCUUCAGCCGUACUAUGGAUUCACAAAUACUGAUGUCAUAGAUAUGAUACGUUCGCGACAACUACUGGCCUGUCCUGAGGACUGUCCGCCGCAUAUAUACUCACUGAUGAUUGAGUGCUGGCACGAGAUUCCCAACAAAAGGCCGUCGUUUCACGAGCUGCACACUCGGCUCCGGUCGUGGCAGGCCGUCCACCUCAGGACUAUGACUCUCCACUCGACUAACAGCAGUCAUAACAGCGGACACAGCGCCCACUCCGGACCCCAACACCAACACACCAACGGAUUCAUCAAUAAUCGCACAAAUAAUUCAACGCAACCUAACAAUCAUUUUCAUUCAUACCAUCCGUUGUCAACACCGGUUCCCAUACCGACCCCACCAUUAAGUCACAUUGCUAAUCACACUCAUCAUCACCAAAUCCAUCACUUCAAUAGUCCCGCAGUGAACCCUAAUUUAAGGAAUGGCUUCUCAAAUAUAGGUCAACCCAUGCAUAACCAGAAUUCUCACGUCAAUUCUGUGUUUCAUUUCCACGAACCCAACAAUUUUCACAACUCUUCGAGCUCUUCGAGUCGUCCCAACACUCCUAACAACAGGAAAAUGCCGAUCGGAGGCAACGCUAACUCUGCCAUACAUUCCUAAACGUGUCUAUUAUUAAAUUAUUUACAAAAUAAUAUAAAUUAUAAUAUAAUUAUGAGAAUCUCUAUUCAUAU